Messenger RNA from Nylanderia fulva, 882 nucleotides. NCBI's taxonomy places the organism in Eukaryota, Metazoa, Arthropoda, Insecta, Hymenoptera, Formicidae. The record is from RefSeq and is a predicted model, not a curated record.
GCUCGGGCGCAUUCGGACGCUGAACGUUCGCGGUGACGGUCGACUCGCGUCGUGCGUCGUGUGUGCGGUAGAAUUCGUGCGUGCGUUCGCGGCCUGCGCGUCAGUUCGCGCUCUUACCAUCGUCGUCGUCGACGUCGUCGCCGUCGCCGCCGCCUGCUGCCCCGCUGGCUCCGCCGAUACUCUGACACCCCCGCGACGAUGACGAGGUGACGGCGCCGCGCGCAAAAUUAUCGCUCCGCGCGACGGAGGUGUCGAAUAUUUUCUCCGGGCUUUCCGCGAAAAUAAUGCUGUGAAUCGUCGUCGCCCUUCACGCGAGCGCGGAAAAUGGCCCAGGACGUCACCGACGACAUCAACCUCACGCCGCAGGAGUUGCAGACGCUGUCGGAGCUGGACAGUCGACAGUUCGGUUUCCUGAAACUGAACUCUCCGGAGCAGGCAAAAAAGAAGGCUGUGGUUGUUCGUGCCAUAAAAUACUUGGAACGUAUGCUGGUUCAGGCUCAGGCGGAGAAGCAACGCAGGAAAGCGGAUAGCACAAAAGCUAGUCCAGAUGAUUCCAAGGAAAAUGAGGACGAGGAUAAAGGGAUUAGCAUCGAUCCUAAAACAUACUGCAAGCUGGGACACUUUCAUCUGCUCUUAGAAGAUUACACCAAGGCAAUGUCAGCGUAUCAGAAAUUCUACUCGUUAAAAGGCGACUACUGGAGGACGCUUCGUUUUUGUACGGUUUGGGUCUCGUCUACUUCCACUUCAAUGCCUUCCAGUGGGUGAGUGGCAAAUAAAAUUUCUCUGCUAAUUGCAUGCGAACGUUGUAAAACGAACGUCGCUCGUUAAAUCAAGUUGAUUCUAGUUCUGAUUACAAUUAUGUUAUGGAGUUUAGCAAUAAUC